AGCACCAACCAACCACACGCUGCCGCGCAUCGCAUCGGCAUCCCCCGGGAAGAGGAGAGAGAGAUAGAUAGAUCCAUUCGGGACGACGAGACGACACACUUACAACGGCCGCCUCGGUCUCCCUCUCCUCCUCCCUAUAUAACCUCCUCGCCCCCGCUCGCGCGAUCGAUCAUUGGACAUUUGUUCUCAGCUUCAGCUCGGCCCCCGUCUUCUCAUCACCAGCUCAGCUGUGGCCGGCCGCGCGCGAUCCAAGUUGCUAGCUAGCUAAGCUUUUGUAACUGAGAGUGAGCUAGCUAGGUAGCUGGGUAUUGGGUAUUAUAUUGCGAGAGAUAGAGAGAGAUGAGCUGCAACGGGUGCCGCGUGCUGCGGAAGGGGUGCAGCGACGCGUGCGUGCUGCGGCCGAGCAUCGAGUGGAUCGACGGCGCGCAGCCGCAGGCCAACGCCACCGUCUUCGUCGCCAAGUUCUUCGGCCGCGCCGGCCUCGUCGCCUCCCUCGCCGCCGUCCCUCUCCACCAUCGUCCAGCGCUGUUCCGGUCGCUUCUGUACGAGGCGUGCGGGCGGACGAUAAACCCGGUGAGCGGCGCCAUCGGGCUCAUGUGGACGGGCAACUGGGACCUCUGCCAGGCCGCCGCCGACGCCGUCCUCCGCGGCGACUCCCUCCGCGCCCUCUCGGCCGUGCCAGCCGCCUUCACCGACCGCGACAUGGCCGGCCUCUACGGCAACGUCGGCGCCGCCGCCGGGACCUCCUCCUCCUCGCCCGACAACGACAACUCCUCCGCCUCCGCCGCGCCCCGGAGGAAGCGGCCCAGGAAUAACGGCGCCGGCGCCGGCGUCGGUCAGCAGCAGCUGCCGCACGCGGUGGCUGCGGUGCUCCAGUCCUGCGAGCUGGACCUCUGCCUCACGCCCGUCUCACCGCCGGCCGUGCAGCUGGUGGGUGGGGGCGGCGGCGCGUCGGACGAGCACUCGACGACGACGUGCGAGGAAGCCAGCGACGGGGAUGGCGCCGGGGCGCCCACGCUGCUGAACCUCUUCAGCUGAUCCUGAUCGAUCGAUCCAGAGCUGUACGUACGUAAUUGUAAGCUAAUUAAUUAUGCUUAAUUUGUAGUGGCAACUGUGCAGAGAGGGUGAGGGUUCAAUCGAUCGAUCACCAGGUCGGCUGUGUGGUGAUUAAUUAUAUUAGUUGCAUCUGUAUUGAUUAGUUGAGCCUUUUUUGGUCAUGUGCAACUUAAUUGGUUUUGUAGUGAUCAAUGCUAGCUGCAGACUAUUAACUGUGGAUUAACAUGUGGGCGGUUUUCUUUA
Molecule: messenger RNA, 1299 nt
Organism: Oryza sativa Japonica Group (Japanese rice)
Lineage: Eukaryota; Viridiplantae; Streptophyta; Magnoliopsida; Poales; Poaceae
Product: LOB domain-containing protein 38
Biological process (GO): regulation of gene expression
Source: RefSeq, a predicted model, not a curated record